Molecule: messenger RNA, 1043 nt
Organism: Bipolaris sorokiniana ND90Pr
Lineage: Eukaryota; Fungi; Ascomycota; Dothideomycetes; Pleosporales; Pleosporaceae
Exons: 1
Coding region: 393-839 (148 amino acids)
Molecular function (GO): protein binding
Source: RefSeq, a predicted model, not a curated record
GUAGAGAUAUCGUCACUACUGCUCUUGUUGGAGACUGGUAGUCACUGACUGGGGGAGUUUCAGUGGGUAGGUACUACCGUCUUUGCAACUAAGGUUGAUGGCAGACAGUUACCAGAACGACAGGCAAUAACAACACCACGAUGCCUAUAACUACAACAGUCUUUAUUCUCAGCCUCGUCCUUUUCACCAGCGCUAUCGCCUUCGUUAUCACCAUUACUAUUCCACAAUGCUAGACUCCACAGAACUAAAAGCCAGCCUCCUAGCCAUGCCAAUCUUAUACCUCCACCAUCCAGACCCCAAGUACAUCUCCCCCCUUUCCAUCCCCCAACGAAAACUCACAUCAAGAGAGCUAACAUUAGUAAAGCGAAAGAGGCUACAACAUUGUAAACUGCAUGAUCAGCACCCCACCCACACGCAUCCCCGUCCACGAGCAAAAACUCGCCGCGUGCUCCCCUCUCCUCCGGCGCUUACUGUCCCGUGCCCCCCGGCCCAACAUCCGCGGCGGCCGCAUUUUGAAAUUCGAAAAUGUAGAGGUGCGCACGUUUGAGGCAUUUGUGGAGUGGCUGUAUGGGAACAGUGGAACCAGAAUGGUUCGCUCUAAUACUAGUAGUGUGACUAAUACUACUACUACGGCUUGUGGCGGGGAUAAUGAUGAUGAUGGUGGUGGUGAGGAGGGGGUAGUAAGCGAGGCGCUACGAGCAUUUGCAAGAGAAUACGAAGUUGCGUUUCUAGUGGAGGAGGAGGAGCAGGAGGAGCAGGAGAGUGGGUGUGCGGGGUUAGAGUCUAGGAGGGCAUGGAGAGAUCGAGGGGGUGCGUGUUGGAUCGAGGGGUUGAUUUAGGGGGGGGGAGAAAUGGGGAAAGAGACAAGUGCUAAAGAUUGUGGGUAGGAAGACGGGAAACGACGAGCCGAUUGACCGUCGUUGCGAGGAUGAUUCGGUAUGGCGGUUGAUUCGGGGGAAAGGAAAAAAAAGAAAAGGGCAAAGAGGGGGACUACUGUAUGGUUGUGUGAGACACUACACUUGUUUCUCAACGGUUGGGAGGGG